GUUGGCCUAUACUGUGCUCCUGCCCAUGAUGGAGCAGAUCAUGCGAAGGUUCUGGGAACGAAGUCUUCGUGCGCAGCUUCGCCGUGAAGACGGCUUGCAUGCCGUGUCGUCUUAUGUCGUGCAUGAAGCUGUCUACAUGAUCAAGACGGUCAAGUGCUUCAGCGGAGAGGACAAACACGUUGCUCUGGUAUCGCUUGCGGCGAAGGAUGCCAUGAAGGAAGCCUCCCCAAAUGGAGGUCCUUUAUUGUCUAGGCUCCGUGGAGUGAGGCACGGAAUCGCCCACCUGCUUCCAGACAUUACGCAGCGUGCAGUCUACUGUUUUUGUCUCUGGUGCGGCCUUGUAUGGAUGGAGCGAGAUUUCUCCGCUGGCGACAUGACGGCGUACUUGCUUCUGAUCCAGCAGGUGGGCGGCUUGGUGCAGCGGGUGCGCCACCAAUUUUGGGAGCUCCAGUGGCGUCACGACCUUCUCUUGGAUCAUUUCGAGUUCAUGGAUCGUACGCCUCAAGUUGUCUCAGGGAUGCACACGGCUGAGGUUGGCGGAGACAUCGAGUUCCGAGAAGUGGAGUUCGCCUAUCCAGCACGCCCGGACGUUCAAGUUCUGAGGGGGGUGAGCUUUGAAAUGGCCCGUGGUCAGAUGACUGCGCUAGUUGGCGCAUCUGGCAGCGGGAAAAGUACAAUCGCAAGCCUUCUAUUUCGGCAUUACGAUCCUCUCGUUGGCGAGAUCUCGGUUGACAAGGUGAAGCUUUGCGAUUGGAAUACAAGUGCAUUGCACUCGCAAAUGGCGUUGGUUGCCCAGCAGCCCCUGCUCUUCGACACGAGCAUCCGAAAUAAUCUUACCUAUGGUUGCCGAAGGGAUGUACUUGACGAAGAGAUUGAGGCAGCUGCUCGCAUGGCGUCCGCGCAUGAUUUUAUCCUCGGAUUUCCAGCUGGCUACGACACCUAUGUUGGUGACCAAGGGGCUCACAUGUCCGGUGGUCAGAAGCAGCGGCUCAGCAUUGCGAGGGCUGUUAUCCUGAAGCCUCAGAUUCUGGUGCUCGACGAAGCGACGAGUGCUCUCGAUGCAGAAGCUGAGGGGGCUGUGCAGGACGCACUGGACACCGUCAUGUCCGGGCGAACGACACUUGUCAUCGCACACCGUCUUAGUACCAUCCGGAAUGCCCACAGCAUCGUCUGCAUGAGGGACGGGCAGAUCGUGGAGCGAGGUUCUCCUAAGGAGCUUCUGGCCAAACAAGGGUACUAUUGGAGCUUGGUGCGUCGCCAGGUCUGCACUCUUGAUGAUCUCUCCGACUUCAACCUGGCGUUGGACCAACAUCCUGCCGAGACUUUACAGGUGAGCCCAGCCAGCCAGGACAAAGCCUAG
Symbiodinium necroappetens is the source of this 1360-nucleotide messenger RNA. The record is from the annotation of a GenBank genome assembly. Lineage: Eukaryota; Dinophyceae; Suessiales; Symbiodiniaceae.